UUUAAUAAAAAGAACUGACUAUUGAGUGUCGAAAAAACGAUUAUUAAUCGUUUGAUUCGUUAGUUGUGUUUCUUUUAAAUGCAAUGUUUCAUGUGCCUAGGAUCCAAUUGAAAAUAGUGAGAUGUGUAAAGAAAUUAACGAUAGUGUUUUUGGCGUUUGGAAAGUACAACCCUCUUCCGAAAGAAGCGGCGUUAGGCAUCCGGCAUGUACAAUGUGUGAUGCUAUUCUUCGCUAUGCUGUUGGCCUUCGGUAUGAGGGUCAACAUGAGUAUGGCUAUCGUCGCCAUGACAGACUCCACGAUGGAAAACACAUUCGACUGGAGCAUGCAGAUUCAGAGCGUGAUCCUGUCUUCAUUCUUCUGGGGCUACGUGGUCCUUCAGGUGCCUGGCGGUCUCUUAGCUGACAAGGUCGGCGGCAGCCUCCUCAUCAGCAUCAGUAUUGGAGCCAACUCCAUCAUCUCUCUGAUCUUGCCAACGGCUGCUGUUUACGGUGGCUGGUACGCAGUAUGUGCUUGUCGGGUGCUGCAAGGUUUGGCCCAAGGAUUCGUUUAUCCUAGCAUGCACAAUCUUAUUGGAAAAUGGGUCCCGCUAGAAGAAAAAAGUAGACUAGGGACCUUCAUUUAUGCAGGAGCUCAAUUGGGGACAGCAGUAAUGCUGAUGUCAGCCGGAUUCUUGGCAGACUAUUGGGGCUGGUCCGCCAUAUUCUACUUUAUUGGUACCUGUGGAGUCGUCUGGACAGUCAUUUACUUCUUUAUCGGAGCUGGAGAGCCGCAAGACUCUAAAUUGAUAAGUGAAGAAGAGAAACUGUAUAUUCAGACUUCUUUGGGUCAAGUUGGAGGCAAGAAGACACUACCAGUGCCAUGGCUGUCAAUAUUGACGUCCAUGCCCUUCAUCAGCUUGAUCAUCGUACAUUGUUGCCAAAACUGGGGAUUCUGGACCCUGAUGACUGAGAUGCCGUCCUACAUGAGCCAAGUUCUCGGGGUCAACAUCAAAGCGAAUGGUGUAUUGUCGGCGACCCCUUACGUCGUGAUGUACAUCCUCAGUUUUCCCGCUGGCUUCAUAUCUGAUUAUGCCCUCGGUAAGGGUUGGGUCAGCACAACUGCAGCCAGAAAGAUCAGCAACAGCAUUGGUUAUGUAGGACCAGCGAUAGCCUUGAUUGGACUAGCAUAUGUGCCUGCUGGUAACGUGGGCCUUGCUGUCGGUAUCCUGUCUGCCGUGGUUGGACUCAACGCAGGACACUUUACUGGCUUCAUGCUAGUUCAUCUAGACAUGGCCCCCAACUUCGCAGGAACUAUGCUUGGCAUUACAAACGCCAUUGCGAACUGUAUCUCCAUCAUUGCGCCUCUAGCCGCUGGCGCUAUCAUAAAAGACGAGACUGACGCGACAGAAUGGCGGAAGAUCUUUUAUCUGGCUUCAUUUAUAUACAUCAUAGGCAAUACCAUCUUCCUCAUCUUUGGUACCAGUAUUCGGCAGGCGUGGAAUGAACCUAAAACUGAGAAGAACAUCGAAAAUAAUAAUGAUGCUGAUAAAACUGAAAAAGUAGUCUGAUACCAA
Messenger RNA from Leguminivora glycinivorella, 1553 nucleotides. RefSeq names its product putative inorganic phosphate cotransporter. Gene Ontology annotation, biological process: transmembrane transport; monoatomic anion transport. The transcript is spliced from 11 exons. The coding region runs from base 84 to 1547 and encodes 487 amino acids. The record is from RefSeq and is a predicted model, not a curated record. Lineage: Eukaryota; Metazoa; Arthropoda; Insecta; Lepidoptera; Tortricidae. Gene Ontology annotation, molecular function: transmembrane transporter activity. Gene Ontology annotation, cellular component: plasma membrane.